CAGACUGUGAAAAGACUUUAGACGGCUAUUGACAUCAUUUUAAUUUAAUGAGUAUUAAAAGAGAGCUUGGAGCUACAGGUGGAAAAUAUAGGGGCCAAUUCACACUUGCCGCCAUUUCAUGAUUUGAUAAGCUAUAGGGUAUAUUGCAACUCUAUUUUAGAUUUGGAAGUUGGUUAUAUGACAUUAUGAUACCUUGAUAGGUGAUAAGUCUACAGCCAAAUUAAGUUUCUCGGCCACUUUUUGAACAUAGUAACAUAGUGUAGUCGUCACCUACAAGGUUACAAUGGUUACACAGUUUUUUAAACCAGUUCAGAGCCUAUCUAUGUAUUUGUUGGUUUGAAUGGGUCGUGUGUCGUAAGUGGGGCUGUGAGUUCAGGUGGUUAGGAGACAAUUUGAGGAGGAGACCGCGCACUUUUUGCACCCCUCAAUUCACUGCAUGCAGAGAGAGUGGUGAACCGCAGCCUGAUUUCAUAGACGAAGAAAUAAAGAAACAGCGUCAAGAAGCAGAACAAGGUCAGGCAGAGGACAUACCAACUCAGGAAGACUCAGACGGAGACAUCGAGAUGCUGCCAGGAGGCAGAAAGCGACCAUUUCCAGAUCAGCUAGAUGGUGGGGGGAAGAAGAAAAAGAGGAAGAAGACAUCAGGUCCUCCUCUCCCCAAAAACGCCUUGAUGCAACUUAAUGAAAUCAAGCCUGGGCUACAGUACAAAGUGAUGUCGCAGAGCGGCCCUGUGCAUGCACCCACUUUCAUUAUCUCUGUGGAGGUGAACGGACAGGCAUUUGAAGGUGUCGGGAACACUAAAAAGAGGGCCAAGCUCAAUGCCGCAGAGAAAGCCCUUCGGUCGUUUGUCCAGUUUCCCAAUGCAUCAGAGGCAAUGCAGGCCAUGGGAAAGCAAAUGGUGACCAAUGCAGAUUUUACGUCAGAUGCAGCAGAAAAUGCUGAUCUCAUCUUCAAUAGUUUUGAGUCCAACCAGCAGCAUGGGGACAACCAGAACGGCAAUGGAACACAGGUAGCUCUAAAUAUAGAUGGCGCUAUGCACCCAGCCCCUGCCUCGCUAAAUGGGUCUGGGCUGCCAAAGCCUAUCCCUCCCCAGCCUUCUGGGAAAAAUCCCGUCAUGAUUCUUAACGAGCAGCGGCCAGGACUGAAAUAUGAGUUUGUCUCUGAAAUGGGAGAGAGCCACGCUAAGAGCUUCACUAUGGAAGUGACGGUGGACGGAGAGACAUUUCAGGGUUCGGGGAGAAACAAAAAAGUUGCCAAGGCGCAUGCAGCUCAGGCUGCUCUCAGCAAGAUCUUCAACUUGGAAAUCUCCCAGGCUCCAGCUCUACAGCCGGUAGUGGGGCCCAACUUCUCUGGGACUGCGCCAGCGAUACUUGCCGACCUUGUUGUUGGCGCAGUCCACGAGAAGUUUGCGGAGCUGACUAACAACAUGACAACCCCCCAGUCGCGCCGUAAAGUCCUGGCUGGAAUAGUUCAGACACGGAAAGACGAGCCGGGAAAGGUAAUAACACUGUCAACAGGAACAAAAUGCAUCAACGGUGAACACAUCAACGAUCACGGGUAUGGACUGAACGACUGUCAUGCAGAGAUCAUCGCACGACGCUGCUUACUGCGCUAUUUCUACUCCCAACUAAAGCUCCAUGUAAAUAAUGAGAACAGUGAAGAGAGCAUCUUUGCCCCCAAAGAUGGCGGUGGCUACCGUCUGAAAGAUGACGUCAAUUUUCACCUGUAUAUAAGCACCAGCCCCUGUGGGGAUGCCAGAAUAUUCUCGCCCCAUGAAUUGGGUCAGGAUGACAAUUCUGACCGCCAUCCUAACAGACGGGCGCGAGGGCAGCUAAGGACAAAGAUCGAAUCUGGAGAAGGCACCAUUCCAGUGAAAGCCAACUCUCCAGUACAGACGUGGGACGGUGUACUUCAGGGGGAGCGUCUUCUCACCAUGUCCUGCAGUGACAAGCUGGCACGGUGGAACGUUCUUGGUGUUCAAGGUGCCCUCCUCAGUCACUUUGUGGACCCCAUCUACUUCAGCAGUGUCAUCCUGGGCAGCUUGUACCACAGAGAGCACCUGUCCAGGGCCCUGUACAUCAGAUUAGGCAGCAUAGAGGACCUCCCCCAACCCUACCAGCUCUACACACCACUACUCAGUGGAAUCAGCAACCCUGAGAGCAGGCAGCCAGGCAAAGCUCCAGGUUUUAGUGUCAAUUGGUGCAUUGGAGACCCCAGCUUGGAGGUAGUGAAUGCUACAACAGGAAAGACAGAAGACGGACAGCCAUCCAGAGUUUGCAAGCAUGCUCUCUAUCGUUGUUUCCAUGAGCUCUUUGGCAAAGUUUCAGCUGCGUCAGGGCAGACGGAGCUCCCUCGUUUCUAUGUCGAGGCAAAGGCCAAUGCUGUUGACUAUCAGCUCGCAAAACAGAAGCUUUUCAAAGCGUUUGAGACGCAAGGACUAGGCGCCUGGAUUAAGAAACCAAUGGAGCAAGAUCAUUUUGAACUGGUUCCAACUAGUUGAACUGGUUUAUACCGGAAAGAACUGGUUCUGGCAAACUGGGUUUGAUCUUGCUCAUCAAACUUCGGCCAGUUUUGACCGGUGCUGACCGGUUGCUAUUAGUUGGACCAGCUCAAAUCUUGUUUGCGCCACGUGCAGCUUGUUACAGCCAGUUGUGGUAGGAUUGCACUGUAAUGUGUAGUUGCUAUGGAAACCGGCUGUAACUCGUGCUCAGGGCCAAACUGCAGUUGAUGAAGACGUUUUGAUGGCAGUGUUUUAAAAUAUAUUAUUUUUCAUUGUUUAAUUUGUAAUUUGUCAAGAUUGCAUUGCUUGGUUGCAACAUGAACAAAGAAAUACUUGUACAACUUUUUUUUUCUGAGGCUACAUUCCUUCAGUCUGGAAGGAAACUGUAAAUGUAUGCAAGUUACGAUCCUUUUGUCCAUGUGUUCACUUGUUACUGGUAAUUGAAAUAUAUAGAAAGGAAAUAAAGUAAAUUAAGAACAUUGAUAAGUUAGGAGGAAGCAACAAAGCUAGGUAAACAUUUUCUAUCUGUAGAUCCAUUUAUCCCCUAUCGUGGGUAUUUGAAAGAAUUAAAUAUAGAAUAUAUUAUUUUGGGAGUACUUGUGGAAAGCAAAAGGAAGCAGAUUUCUGAGAAAAAGUCAGAAAGGUAGUAUUACAUGUAGUAGAAACAAAACUAAGAAUAUUUUAAGGAUUUGCAGAUGAAUGAGUCUGAUGUAAACUUUUUAUUUUGUCCUUAGUUUUAAAAGAUGAAAGGUAGACAUCCUCAGUGGGGUAAGAUAUUGCUGGUCAUGUUAGGGGUAAAUAGGUGGUGAUUUUACCAUCUUUAAGUUUAAGAUUUUCACCUGUUUCUGUACAACAGAUUUGUAGGAUGGACUUUUUCGCAAAGUAAUUUAAAACAGAUUUUACUCAUUAUCAGAAUAUAGCAGCAAUUUUGCAAGUUGAUUCUCUUUGAUAUUGCAAAGGAACAUCGAUCAUAUCAUCAUACCCAGAUAAUCAUGUUUGUUAUAAGCUGUUGUCAACUGUUAUACAUCAGACAUACCUUCUUACUCUGUGGCCCUGUAGGCUUUUUUGUAAGCUAAACUUUAGCCCAAACAUGAACCAAAUGACCUUACGGUUACAACAUUUCUUACUAAAAAGGCUACCAUUUUUAUCAGGGUCAUCAUUGCAGUAUUUUUCCUCCUAAACCAUAAUGUGUUCUGUUUUUCAGAUUUUCUCUGAUGGUAAGAUUCAAGUGUAGUUUAUCCAAGUAAACUAGUCAUUAUUGUCUUAUACGGUUUUCUUGCUUCUUAAAACCAAUUUUAGCUGUUGCUGUUUUAGAAGGUUGUGUUUACUACGGUGGAUGGAUGUGACAUCAGAAAACUUAAUUUUCACUUAAAAAUGUAGUUAUAUUCUGCAAGAUGGAUGCAAUGGCUGAAUUCAAAAUGAAUCCAUUUAUAUACAACACAUUCAGGAUUGAUUUUACAUAAAACUUACAUUGAUUGAGGGUUAAAAGACAAACUGUUCAAGACAUCGCAAUCUGCUUUUUACCUGUGACUCACUUUGCUAUGUUAUCAUGUAUUGGACAUCAUUUGUAGGAGAUAGUGACUACUUUUUUCAUUGUCUGUUGUCUUUAUGGAGUCAUGUACCUGUGAAAUUAAAAUUUUAUUACAGA
This is a messenger RNA of Lingula anatina, 4149 nucleotides long. RefSeq names its product double-stranded RNA-specific editase 1. The record is from RefSeq and is a predicted model, not a curated record. NCBI's taxonomy places the organism in Eukaryota, Metazoa, Brachiopoda, Lingulata, Lingulida, Lingulidae. Gene Ontology annotation, molecular function: adenosine deaminase activity; double-stranded RNA binding; tRNA-specific adenosine deaminase activity. Gene Ontology annotation, cellular component: cytoplasm; nucleolus. Gene Ontology annotation, biological process: RNA processing; adenosine to inosine editing.